This is a messenger RNA of Carassius carassius (crucian carp), 1135 nucleotides long. RefSeq names its product protein N-lysine methyltransferase METTL21A. Gene Ontology annotation, biological process: peptidyl-lysine methylation. Gene Ontology annotation, molecular function: protein-lysine N-methyltransferase activity. Bases 332 to 988 code for a protein of 218 amino acids. Gene Ontology annotation, cellular component: cytosol; cytoplasm. NCBI's taxonomy places the organism in Eukaryota, Metazoa, Chordata, Actinopteri, Cypriniformes, Cyprinidae. The transcript has 6 exons. The record is from RefSeq and is a predicted model, not a curated record.
AGAGUGUCUGGUGAUGACAGGAAUAGGAAGACGAGCUGGAAAACAUGAGAGAAUAAGAGAACCAAAAUAAGAGUUUGGUCAUCUUGGUGUAUUUCUUCAUGAUCACCACUAGCAGUUACUCGCCUAAACAUCAGAUGGCGCAGGUGAGUCAGGACCGACAGCAGUAAAAACAGACGAACGACUGAUCGCUGGCUGAGUGCACCACGCAGAAUUCUCUCUCUAUCAGAUUUUUCUUGACGGUUUCACAUUUUUCUUUGUUUUGCAAUAAAAUUACUUUUAAACGUUACAGAAUAAGGAACUGUUAACUCGUUGGACUUCAAAAUAGCUCAAGAUGGCUUUGGUGCCCUAUGAUGAGAAUCUAGUGCCUGGGCUGUCGAAACUUCACCAGACUUCAGCUGAAUUUCAACUGGCCAAUCACAGGAUCAGACUCAGCCAGGACUGGAACCGAUUGGGUGUCGCUGCUGUGGUCUGGGACGCAGCAGUAGUGCUCUCUAUGUUCCUGGAGAUGGGAACGGUGGAUCUGAAAGGAAAGAGAGUUAUUGAGCUUGGAGCCGGUACUGGUUUGGUGGGCAUUGUAGCUGCUCUGCUUGGAGCCAAUGUGACAAUUACAGACCGAGAGCCUGCAUUGGAAUUUCUGGCUGCCAAUAUGCGUGAAAACAUUCCUCCCAACCAGCAGGGGGCGGUACAGGUAUCUGAACUUACCUGGGGUGAGAAUCUACAUCUGUAUCCCACAGGCAGCUUCGAUUUGAUCCUGGGAGCCGACAUUGUUUACCUGGAGGAGACGUUUCCCGCCCUCCUGCAGACUCUUGAACACCUGAGCUCGGAGAACACGGUGGUGUUGUUGUCCUGUCGGAUUCGUUACGAGCGUGACGAGCGCUUCCUCGUGGAGCUACGGCGGAGGUUCUCUGUGCAAGAGGUCCAUUAUGACUCUCAAAGGGACAUUCACAUCUACAGAGCGGUGAAGAACACGGCAAACACUGAACUGUAAAAGCUGGAUGGAGCUUCCUGUUUGUAAUUCAAAGCAUUUUAAAUACUGAAGCGGGAGGUGAAGUUGUUGGUGUAGAGCAGUGGUCGGCCACUGGCCUGCCAGCAAUAAUAUCUGGCCCAUGCCCGCAGUCAGGUUAUUUUAAAAGCG